Messenger RNA from Mycena citricolor, 1821 nucleotides. The record is from the annotation of a GenBank genome assembly. Lineage: Eukaryota; Fungi; Basidiomycota; Agaricomycetes; Agaricales; Mycenaceae.
CAUCAAUCCAUUAUCGGGUUUGUUUGGACAAAACAAAGUGAUUAGCUUGACCACAACCGCCAAGUUCAGGUGAAGUCAAGCUUGAAGACCUGGAACCUGGUCUCAGUGUCCGCUAACAACAUCCACGACUAUUGAAACGAAUAUCUGAUAUUACGACCGCGCCACGAUUCGCCCCAAAUGGCAAUUAACGAUACAACAACGCUGACGACUCUUCUCUCAUCCACACCAUAUCUCCUCGCCUACUCUCUGCCACUUUUGUUGCUAUCCGUUUUAUCAACAUUUUCUGGGGCGUUCCUCACUCUCGACCGCACCCGCUCGUUUCCUGCCGAAAGGUAUGGCGUUCUCCCUGGCGCCUUUGAAUCCCAGAAGCGUCGCGUGCUCUUUCUUUUGGAAGGUGGUGUAGGUGGUCUUGCGACUGGAUACGCUUUCGGAGUACAUCUGACCACUUUCUUGUCUCUCAUGAUCCCAGCCGUAUCGACUUCAUCCCCGUUGAACUCGAAGACUUUUGUGGCAGUUUGGAUCUUGUCGGCUGCGAUCACCACUCUAUCUGCUGGGAGAUGGCGUUUGGCUGCUCUGGCCUUUGGUGGGAUCGCUGGAGGCGCGCUCUUUGGACUCGCAGUCUCGGUCAUCAUACAUCCUCCUCUCAUCGUGCGGAUUAUCAUUGUCGCCAUAUUAUCAUCCACAUCAGCACUGGUCGCCGUUCUUCCUAUAUCUAGCAUCCAGCCGCACGCAGUCCGGUUCUCGACUUCUGCCAUUGGAGCCUUCGGGCUCGUUGUUUCUAUCGCUUUGCUGGCCCAUAUUCCGAGCUGGGCCAAUGUUUGGGAGCGCUUGUGGGUUGACGACGAUCUUUCUAACACGUGGGGAAGUGGUGCAGAAAAGGGCCUCGCCGCUGCAUUUUGUCUAUUCUUGACUCUCGGUGGAGUUUGUGAUUGGCUGUUGAAACGCCAAUUCGGAGAGUGUCCUGAUGAGAAGUGGGAUGCGUAUCUCGCCAACUACGCUGCGUCCCUUUCCAAUGGCGCCCGACGUGCUGGGACAUUCCAGCCUUUCACUUCGGCGUGGGAUCGCUGGUUUGGUGAUGAACGGCCGGCAGUUCCGGAUCCUGCUUUCCCUCCUGACGACCUUGAUUCUAAAAUGCCUCCGGAGUCGUUCGAAUUCCAGCGCGGCCCUGCUUUCCUCAAGAAGGGCCGUUCCGUCGGACACGCUCGGUUCCAAGCCAAGAUGGGAGGACGGAAGCGUGACGGCAUCAAGUUCAAGCCGUUGGGAGGCGAAUCGUCUGACGAGGACGAUUUGUUGACUUCUCCGCCCGGUAGUCCCAAAAUCCAGCGGCCCUGGCUACGUCAAAAGCUGUCGAUGACAUCUACAGCUGCUACUCUUGUCGAUGAUGUAUCCUCGACCAAGAGCAAGGAUCUGGACUUUGAGAAGGAGAUGGCCCGCGUGCGCAACAAGAAACGGUCCAUGGAUGGACCGGCACCUGAAUACUCUGACUUGGAGGACGAUUUGACCCAGAUUGGGAGCAGCGCCGGCCUCAAGGACAACAAGGAGUGGAGUCCCGGCUUUCUGGCUCGCCACCGUUCUGGUGCAGAGUCGAGUCUUGCCCCCAGCAAUGCUUCUCAAGCGCCGAGCCGCACUUCGCAAGUUGCACCCAGUCCUCAAGCGGUACCGGCCACGCCGUCUUUGAUCAAGGCUCUCGACAGGAUAGCUCUUGCACAGACGGACGCAUUCUCUCCGAAAGGGAGCGAGCGGGCCGUGUCUCCCGUGUCUCCUCACAAAGAAGUGCGCUGGGAUGCGUUCUGGAAAGAUGUGGACAGCAAGGCAACGUAA